UAACCUUUGUUUAUGUUGUUAAAAUGAAACCGUCUAUAGAUUGACGGAAAUGGUGGUUACCAUGGCAACAGUCCCUAAAGGCUUUAACUGUUUAUUGGCUUCGGCUAUGUCCAUGUAAAGUAGUAGUUUGGCCUACUAUGAAAAAGUGAGCUUCAGCACCGGGAGCUGUCCACACUCCUCACAGUAAUGAUGCUGAAAGAGUCCCUCCUCCAAACUUACUCAUUGAACUCAUGCCUAACGUUACACUUUUGCUAUUCCCACCCAGUUUAUUCCCACCGUGUUUAACUGGUGCUUCUGCACUUAUCUACAACACACAGCCUCCCGUGCAACCUGUUACAGAGAUUUACAAACACUACUGAACAAAAGACAGCGGUGCGCCUCACACUCCGCCUAAUGCUCAUCUCUUUUGUUCUGUUUAAAAACGAGAAGUCAGAAAUCAUGCCGCCGUGACUCACGCGCAACGUGUGGACCACGAAAGACUACGUGUAUUGAUUGACAGGAGCGUUGUACAACACGCGAUGUGAAGCGCUGAGUCGAGCAGCUGUGGAAGAUGACAGCGGAACCCGUGUGAAAGACGCUGUACCUCAUUGUGUCGUGUUUAUCAAGACGGCGUUGGGUUAACAGAGACGACGCGUUUCGUGCGUAACGGGAGACCUUUGUCAAGUCUGUGUCCUUUCUUCUGGACGUCGAUUUAGCGGCAAGACUCGUCCUUUGACGCCGAGCAUCACUACAUGUCUUCAGGUUUUCAUUAGGUAGCUCCCUAUUGAGUGUGAAGCAAGCACUCUGCAUGAAGACAGUUUGCUGAUGAGGACACACCAGGUGUGACUGGGGUUGUGACAGCGCCCUUGUUGAUAUGGUUUGCAGUGAACAGAGUUCUGGCACAUCGGUGCCCAAAAAGGACACCCAGAGCCGCAAGAAGAGGAAAUCACGUCCUCAGGGUCUGCCCUCUCCGGCCCUCUGCUGUGCAUGUGGAUUGUGCAUUAUGUUGGCGGGCAUCAACAUCACCUUAGUGGGCGCCUUCGCUUUUAGCACGCUCGUGCCCUCAAGCAAUCCUCCGAUUAUCAUUGGACCUAUACUGUUGCUGGUGGCGUUCUCAUUCUUUGGGGCUUGUUGCAUUUGCAGUCGGUUGCCUCCUCCUCAAAGUUCUCGUCGGGCUAAAGGAGGUGGCGGUUUGGGAUUCAUGGGCCGAGGAGGAGGUGGGUUGGGUGGAGGUGCGGCGUUUGAGAUCGAGACCAGCGAGCAUACGAUUCAGGACACUACGGCCGUGCAGCUCAGCCCCACCAACUCCCCCUGCUCCUCCCACUCCUCCAGCCCAGAGAGAGAGGCUCCGGCCACUACUGCCAAUCCAACCGUUCCUGCCCCGGAGUAUGUUCCUCCUGCAAGAUCCUGCAAGCUCUUUACUAUGGAAGCCAAUGGACCCAACUCAACUUUGGCAGCAUUUUCUGCUUCAACAGGAGGUGGAGGGGCGGUCCGGCUCACCUUGCCUUCAGAUUGCGUCGCCACUUAAGGGUGACGCUUAAGGCUGACCUCCUGAGAAGCACUGAAGCACUGGCAUUACGUUUAAAUAUGUCUUCAGAUGAAAAGAAUUUAGUUGAUUAUCACGGUUGGCACGAGGUGCAAAAACAUGGAAAUGUUGACAUUGUUUCAAUGGGUUGGUCUCAGGCUUCUGUGAUGGCCAUGACAUAAAAUUGACUAUGUGACAAGCAUGUGAAGAGCUUUGCAUCGUCUUGUGCUCUCGUAGCGACAGAGAGACAUCUUUGAAAGGUGAAUCACUGUGGCGUGUUCCACAUAUUCUUACUGUGCCACUGUUACUCAGAGCAUUCACAGUUACUGCGCUCCAAAGAGAUAGAAUCAGCUGUUGUGUAAAAAUGGCUUUGGAGAUGAGCCUAAAAAACAGAACCAGUAGCUCAGCAGAGAGACAUUACACUGAGUGUUGCUGUAUGUGCUGUCUAUAGUGUUUUAUCAAAACUGAAUUCAGCUGUUAAACUGUCGGAAAUUAAAAUGUUGUAUGUUUUCUUCUUAAUAUGUAGCCUGCUUGGCUGGAAUUCGUAUGUUUAAGAGCUCGUACACACCGGGAUGAUAAUCGCACGCGUUUAUCGCUAGCGUAUUUCGAGACGUUUUUCAACGUUCGUUUUCACUGGCGAUGAGCCAAGUGAACGUGCAAAUUCACUCCCUGACAUAGAUGGCGCUUAAUGAAAAACAGAAACACUCUUUCUUGGCGCUGCGUUGGCGCUGCGCAACUUUAUGCUUCUGACACUCACUUGCCACACAGAAGAAGAAUUCAUCUUGCUUCCUCUUCGUCAAUGUGUGCUUGGAAAGACCGUUUUGUGCGUGAGCUCCACCAAAUCGUGUUUUACUGUAACUUCAGCAGCUCCAGGCACGUGAACAAAAGCGGCAAUCUCAUUGGUCAGCCAGUUUUUAAAACAAAGAAAACGAGCCUUAUAGCGGGUUCACACCAAAUGCGAAUUAAGCGUUUUGCGCUAGUAAAUUACAUACAAAGUCAAUGCAAAGACACGAACUCGCGGCACGUCAAUCUCGUGUUCCGCGAAGGUUGAAAAUGUUUGUCUCAUCGCGUGACUCACGUGAAAAUAACAAACUUUUCCCGCGAGUAAUAAAGAGCGUGGAACAUGAUUGUUAGCUUUUGGUGUGCAGCCAGCAUUAGGCGUUUAAAAAAAGACACUUUUACGCCUGGCAUUUUGCGCGUCGGUGCGCACACUCACAUUGGCGCUCUUUGUUUAGUCAUGAGGUGUUAAACGUCGACGACAAACGCAUGCGAGUAUCGUCCCGGUGUGGACAGGCCAUUAUGGUGAUAGUCUAUGGCCAAGUGCUUUGAUUUUGUUGUCUUUGAAUGCUCAAAUAAGCCGUGACACUGUGUAAAAGCUCUGCCAAUUUUGAUUUUCUUUUCACAAGACUCUUAAAAAUUUGUUGUUGUUGUUAAGCAGUGCCAUAGUUGUGUUUGAGUUCAGUGAAGGGCAGAAUAAAAACAACUCAAUUUCCACAUGAAAAAUCAUUAUAUUAUGAUCUGUCUGGAAAAACACACAAUUGUCAGCAAAUGUGCAGGUGCAUAUCAGCGUAUCCAAGUUAAAUGAAUCCUUAAAUUAAAUUAUUGUUGCAUUUUGUUUUAUUGUUUAGAGUUUUGUCAUUAAUGAAUUGACAGCUUAUUAAUCUUUAAAAAACUGAAUUGUUUAAUAAUUCUGCCAAGUAAUCCAAUAUCUCCCUUUUUCUUAUAAUUGCCAAAGGCUGUUUCACCCCAGUAUCUAUGUUCUGUUGUCUUUCAGGCAUUGUGCAUGCCAGUGCUAGUCUUCUGGUAAUAUUGUGACAACAUUAGAAUAUGCUAUGGUUCCUUUUUUUCUAUCUUAUUGUUUCCCAAUUUUUUACUUUGGCCUAUGAAAGCAAGAACCAGCACUGUUCUUAAACGUGCCCUCCAUCACUGUGCUGAUGGUUCAAUACAAACCGUAAAACAAUUUUCCUUACGUUGAUUGAGUUCUUGAGUUCUUACGUUGAUCUUGAGUUCAGCUAACAGUGACUGCCUUUGAUACUGUCAGAAUUGCAAGCACACUCAAAAAAACAUCAUUCAAUUACCUUAUACCACUGAGAAAAGGAAUAUGAUUAAAUUAUUCUUUGUAAAAGAGAUAACUUAAACUUAUACUUCUCUAAAGUUUGACUUCAGUUAUCACUUUCAUCAUCUAAAAACUAGCAAACGGCUUAAUGUGAUAGUUUAAUGAUAUAAUUAUGUAGUGUUUCCUUUGUUAUUCUGUCACUGUAGUGAUUUAAAUGUUAUUAUGUAUCUCUGUGAUGUAGUGCAGUAUAUUUAUUCUGUCAAAUGCCUUCAUAUUUGUUUAAUACUGAACAAUGUGCAACAUGAACUGCAUGCUUACAAACAGUGCAAUGUUGCCACGGAAAAAAGAACAUUUCAUUGUUUGUAAAGAGAGGUUUCCGUGUAUGAAGUAUUAGGAAAGAAGAUAUGUUGGACAGUGGAGCCUGGAGACAUCGGUAUUUUUACAGACUCAAUGUCAGACUCUGUGGAAUAAUUCUUUCCACCUCUGUUUGUACGCUGCUACAGUAUUUGGCAUUUACACAUCUGCUGUACCAGAGCUGAAGGAAUUGAAUUCUGCCUUAAUGACUGUGAUCUCAGGAUCAAACCAGUGAGGGCUAUACAAAUGUCCAAUGAGAACAUUUGGUCAUGUGGUUUUACUGCACCUAGAGAGAUGUUGUAAUGUUUAUUUUUCUGUCAUGUGUGUUCUUAUAAGUAUUUAAGUGGUAUUUAAAUGGAGAGAGAAAUUCAGCAUGAUAAGGUUUGAUUAAAGCAUUGUUAUUAAUCUGGUUAUUAAUCUGGCCAUGUUGAUUAUAAAUGAUGUAGGCCUAUGACUUGUUGUCACUGAAACAACAUAGUUACAACAUUUUUUUGUAAACAUUAUAAUUAUACAUACCGAAUUGUGUCCACACAUUUUGACUGCAUCCUUUGUAUUUUUUGACAAUUUCUCUUUGUUCUUUUACUGCAAGUAUAUACUCUUUCGUCAGAUCCGCUCCGAAUGUUGGUUAGUUUGUUAACACACCAACCAGCUGAUGAUUUGAAUCAGGUGUUCUAUAUAGGAAAACAUUCUGGGGGGAUGUGGCGAGGACCAGCGUUGGGAACCACUGCUCUACAGUUUACGACAAUUUAUUUUUAGAAUAUAAAAUGACUAAAAAAAGUAUUUGGCAUGCCAGGAUAUACAUUAAAAGCAAGUUUAUAAAUACUUAUUCACAUUGUUGCUAAAAAGUUCCUACAAAAAGCGGCAUAUAAUGGGGAUGCCUGCUUUGUCUCUCUACUUGCUAUAGGGUUUUGGAUAGAGCUUUCAUUACAGAGACACUUUUAUAGACAAAGAACUACAGGAGGAACCAAACUUUUUUCUAAAGCUGUGUUAUAUGUUGAGUUUUAUAUUUUGUAUAUACUUUACUUCCAAACUAAUAUUAGAAAGAACUGAAUAUUUGUAACAUCUCAAAAACAGAUCCUUGAAUUUAAAGAACAUCAGAAAAAGAACCGAUCAUACAGCAGGAUUCUAAAAACACUCUACACAUUGAAAUUAUAGUAUAUGGUACAUUGAAAAUAUUAAAUGUAGUUUUAGGAGUCUUGAGAUUUAAAACAAGUAAAAAGAAGCGGAUUUUACUGUUGUGUUCUGUAGUAGAAUUCAUUGGUUAACAGCACCCCCAUUUGGCUUUUUAUAAAAUUGCAGGUCUAAAAUGUAACUACUAGUAAUAACUAACAGUCAUUUUAUAUUUAAAUUUGAUGAAUUCAUAACUAAUAUUUUUACAGAGCCUGUAGUAAUACACUCUACAAUUUUUCUGUGCAUUUCUUAUUCAUGCUUCUGCUUCUUUCAAGCGUUUUGCUUUUCAUGUUGUGGCGCGUUAUCGUCACUAGAUGGUACUAGACGCACAUUUGUUAUGCCUUCACCUAAACUCACACAUCGCUUGGUUUUGACUGGUUUAUUUCAGUUUAGGUCAGUUUUUCUUGUCAGUAGUAAUGUGUUUUAUAGUCUGUUAAAUUACUUGAUAGCAACAAAGUAA
This is a messenger RNA of Triplophysa rosa, 5544 nucleotides long. It is a transcript of the gene tmem275a, whose product is annotated as transmembrane protein 275a. The record is from RefSeq and is a predicted model, not a curated record. NCBI's taxonomy places the organism in Eukaryota, Metazoa, Chordata, Actinopteri, Cypriniformes, Nemacheilidae. The transcript has 2 exons. The coding region runs from base 854 to 1507 and encodes 217 amino acids.